Molecule: messenger RNA, 868 nt
Organism: Vitis riparia (riverbank grape)
Lineage: Eukaryota; Viridiplantae; Streptophyta; Magnoliopsida; Vitales; Vitaceae
Product: putative acyl-coenzyme A oxidase At3g06690
Exons: 5
Biological process (GO): fatty acid beta-oxidation using acyl-CoA oxidase; lipid homeostasis
Cellular component (GO): peroxisome
Molecular function (GO): FAD binding; fatty acid binding; acyl-CoA oxidase activity
Source: RefSeq, a predicted model, not a curated record
AUGGUGAUAGAGGACUCAGAUGGAGGAAGUGAUGAUGUAGUUGGUACAACUGGUAGAGCUUCAAGAGUGGUAGGAAGAGCAAAAGAUGUAGCCUCAGGCGUGGACACUAUAGAAGGUGCUAUAGGGGCAGGUGGUAUGAUCUCUGUAAGUAUCUUAGCCUGCUGUGCCUGUGGUGGCUGCUCAUCCUAUGGUGGCUCUGGAGGUGUUGGCAUAUCUGGGGCUCUUGGAGAAUAUAUCGCAGUGCAGAAAAGGAAUAGACCAUUUAAAGGAUUGGGGUUAGAACACAUAAACAAAUCUUGCCCUGUCGUUCCAUCUCAGCUCACAAGUACUACCCUCAGAAGUAGCCAAUUCUAGACUGAUAUAUUCUGCCUGAGAGAGCGAGAUCUAUUGAUCAAUUUUGCUGCUGAGAUAUCACAGCUUCAAGCAUAGGGCCUAGGUAGAGAGUAUGCACUUCUUCAGAGUUAUCAACUUGCAAAAGACUUGGGGAGAGCUUUCUCGGAUCGAGCAAUUUUGCAGACCUUUUUAGAUGCUGAAGCAGCUGUGUCUUCUGGUCCACUUAAGAGCAUGUUAAGUCUGUUAAGAUCCAUGCAUGUCUUGAUUAUCUUGGAACAAGAUGCUUCCUUCCUCCGAUAUGGUUACUCGUCACCCGACAAUGCUGCUAGAAUUAGGAAAGAAGUAACAAUACUCUGCAGUGAAUUGCAACCACAUACCCUUGCCUUGGUCAGCUCCUUUGGCAUCCCUGACGCAUUUUUUAGCCCAAUUGCUUUCAAUUGGAUCGAUGCAAAUUCUUGGUCAUUGGUUCAGCCCCAACAAGGGGCCACAAUUCCUCUCUAAAUUUAGAUGAAUCAAAACUUAUACUGCCUGUGGC